AUGUGUAAGCCAGCUACUUGUGACAAAUGCAACAAAGCAACAUGGUUCGGAUGCGGACAACAUAUUCCAGUUGCAAUGAAUUCGGUUCCAAGAGAACAGUGGUGUACAUGCAAGCACCCUGAAAACUCUACAACCUCUAGAGAUUAUCCUCCAAAGCAAGGUACCGGAAUUAAGGUUUAA
Messenger RNA from Pichia kudriavzevii, 180 nucleotides. RefSeq lists its product as uncharacterized. NCBI's taxonomy places the organism in Eukaryota, Fungi, Ascomycota, Pichiomycetes, Pichiales, Pichiaceae. The transcript has a single exon. The record is from RefSeq and is a predicted model, not a curated record. The coding region runs from base 1 to 180 and encodes 59 amino acids.